AAACUUCCACCUACCUAAGUCCAAACGAAAAAAUACCCAACUUCUAUCGUUUAAAAAUAGAAAAAUAAAAACUAAUAACUCAAGAUUCAAGAUUCAGAAACCAGAAAGUGAAGAAAACACGUUGGAAAUCCAACUCUUCAAGUAGUUACAUACACACACAAAAACAGUUUUAACUUUUAAGGCUGAAGACGAAAUUGAUUUCAACGAUGAUUAGCUCGAAUUCGAACGGCGAUGAUGAGAACGGCGAUAAAGUGAGAGGUUCAUGGAGUCCGCAAGAAGAUGAUACAUUGAGGAGAUUGGUGAAAGAAUACGGUCCACGAAACUGGUCUGUGAUAAGCAACGGAAUCCCCGGUCGUUCUGGAAAAUCUUGCCGUCUGCGGUGGUGUAAUCAGCUGAGUCCCGACGUUCAACACCGUGCUUUCACUCCUGAGGAAGAUAACAUCAUAAUCCAAGCCCACGCGGUUCACGGCAAUAAAUGGGCGACGAUAUCUCGUCUUCUCCCUGGUCGAACCGACAACGCGAUAAAAAACCACUGGAACUCCACCCUCCGCCGUCGUCUCACGGAGGCGCCGCUGACUCCUUCCCCCGUGAGUAUCGGGAAGCGUCCUCCAAAAGCGUAUGACGGUUAUAACGAUUUGUUAGAUCUCCGUUAUCCUUACAAACGGCCUUGUCUCGAGAAUAACGGUUCACGUGACGGUGAAGAAACGGUUACGGAAGAAGAAGACGCGGGGAAUGAUGUUGCCGUUAUGACGCCGUUAAGUUUGUUUCCACCUGGUGAGAAAUUGUUGAGAGAAGAAAAAGAGAAAAAAGAAGAGAUCAAGUUGUUGGGUAAUGAUAGUUUGAGGUCGGUUAUUCAGCGCAUGAUAGCAGAGGAAGUUAGGAAUUAUAUUGAUAACAUGUGCCAUGAUGGGUUUCUACAAGCUCCUGAUUCAACACAUCGAAAGUGAAAAAAUUACUGAUAAUUUUUCUUUUAUUUGUUCUGUCAUGACAAUUUCUGAUUUUAUAUAUUUUUGUAGUUCCUUUUGAUAAUUAAAUUUUUUUUAUGAUCUCUUAGUUAAUAGUAAUUGUUUUCUGUAGUCACCUUCGAUUUA
This is a messenger RNA of Lathyrus oleraceus (garden pea), 1091 nucleotides long. RefSeq names its product transcription factor MYB44. Gene Ontology annotation, cellular component: nucleus. Gene Ontology annotation, molecular function: RNA polymerase II cis-regulatory region sequence-specific DNA binding; DNA-binding transcription factor activity, RNA polymerase II-specific. The record is from RefSeq and is a predicted model, not a curated record. The coding region runs from base 207 to 947 and encodes 246 amino acids. The transcript is spliced from 2 exons. Lineage: Eukaryota; Viridiplantae; Streptophyta; Magnoliopsida; Fabales; Fabaceae. Gene Ontology annotation, biological process: regulation of DNA-templated transcription.